UCACACGCCCCUCUGUCUGGCCGCCCAUUGGCUCUCCCUUACAACGCUUUUCCGGGGCAGGAGAAACUUGUCCUAGAGCCGGAAAUGAGGUACUUUCGGGUUCGCGAUAGCAGCGGCGCCUACAAGUGAGGGGAUCGUGUCAUUGGAGCCUGCUAGCUUCUCCGAUCAGACUUCGUCUGGAACUAGGAAAAGACCCCCAGAAUUCUGAUGGCCCAAGGAAGGGAGCCGAGUGGGAUUGCGAAGGAUCGGCGCAGAUAGAUACCUCCGACCCUUCGAGGGCCACCGGAAGCUCCGCCCUCUGGACCUGGCGGAAAGCCUCCUCCUAGAAGUAGGAACCCCAAGGGACCGCCCCGGGGCGGUGGCCACCCGCCAUGGCCGCGCCCCCGGGGGCGGGGCCCGCAGCUCUACGCUUCGCGUCCGCAGCCAGCUGGCAAGUCGUGCGCGGACGCCGCGUGGAGCAUUUCCCUCGGGUUCUGGAGUUCCUGCGAUCCCUACGCACCGCUGCCCCUGGUUUGGUUCGCUACCGACACCAUGAACGCCUGUGUAUGGGCCUAAAGGCCAAGGUGGUGGUGGAACUGAUUCUGCAGGGCCAGCCUUGGUCCCAGGUCCUAAGUGCCCUGAAGGACCACUUUCCAGAGUCUGGACAUGUGGUGCGGGACCCCAAAGCUACAAAGCAGGAUCUGAGGAAGAUUUUGGAGGCCCAGGAAACUUUUUGCCAGCAGGUGAAGCAGCUGUCAGAGGCCCCUGAGGAUUUGGAUUCGAAGCUUCAGGAACUUAAACAAGAGUAUGGGGAACCAUUUAUGGCCGCCAUGGAAAAGCUGUUUUUUGAAUACAUGUGUCAGCUGGAAAAAGCACUGCCUAUGCUACAGGCACAGCAGCUUCAGGACGUGCUGAGUUGGAUGCAGCCUGGAGCUUCUGUCACCUCUUCUCUUGCCUUGAGCCAAUAUGGUGCAGACAUGGGGUGGCCACUUCCAGAGUGCUCUGUUACCGAUUCAGUGAACCUGACAGAGCCCAUGGAACAGAAUCCUCCUCAGCAACCAAGACUAGCACUUCCCAGCCCUCAGCCAAAAGCCAAGCCUGGCCCCCACCUUCCUGAGGGACCAGCUUCAAAGAAGCACUCAGAACCUUUAGCAGGCCACCACUUCAAUCUGGCCCCUUUGGGCCGGCGGCGAAGAACCCAGUCCCGAUGGGAAUCUGCAAAGGGAGGCCAAAAGGAGCGCCCCACGGUUAUGCUAUUCCCCUUUAGGAAUCUGGGCUCACCAAGCCAGGUCAUAUCAAAGCUGGUGAACAGGGACAAACAUGAGAUACACACAGCAGAUCCAAGAGGUGCUGUGGGCACAGGAGCAGCCUCCAUUGGAGAAUCUAAGAGUCCAUCUCAGACCCUGGGGGGACCGACUUCGGAGGAGAACCCAGUUGACUUGUCUGCCUCAGGGCAAAAGGAGAAUCACUUGGAUUGCUACAUGGACCCCCUGAGACUAUCAUUAUCACCUCCCAGGGCCAGGAGGCCAGCAUGUCCUUCAUCUCCGUGCAACUCCGCUAUUACCAUAGGGGACUUGGUUUUGGAUUCUGAUGAGGAAGAGUAUGGCCAGAGGGAAGGCAAGGAUCUGCCCAGCCUCCUUACCAAAGGCCUUGGCCACGUCCCCAGGACAGCUGCAGCCUCCAUCCUACAAAGUAACGAGUAUUAUGAGAAGACAGCGUGAAUUUCCCGUCCCUCUCAGCGAUGUCCCACUGGCCCACCUCAAAGCUGCCAGGAACCCAGGAGUCCUGAUCCAUCUCUACCACAGCCUCCACAUCAUAGAAAACCCAGCUGUUUGGCACAUUGUGUCCUGCCUGCUCUUGGCCCUUACUGAAAUGAUGUGGCCUUUGAGGCCAUGAGCAGCAUCCGCACAUUCCAUCACUGCACUGAGCUGUGGAUACCCCACUCCAGUUUUCUUCCGGGUGGUACACACAGAGCCUGGGAAGAACAUGACAAGGGUUGGGAGAUGUAGUGCCCCCCUGGUGUUAGCCAGUGAAGCAGAAGCCAGUGUCCCCGGGAGACCAGCUUACCUGGCCCAAUUCCCACUUUGAUAAUGUCAGCCCCAGAGAGGAUCAGCUCUUCCACCAUCUCUCCUGUUACCACAUUCCCUGCCUGAGACAGAGCAAUCAAAAUAGGGAGCAACCUUAGGGUCAGAAACAGAAGAGAUUGCAUACUCCUUAUAUAGUGUCUUAUCCAUCUCUACCACAUCUGGACCAUGACCUUCCAACAUUACUACAAGAAAGAGUACCCAGCACCUCUCUCCUAGGCCUUCUGAGAGCUCCGACACUGGUUACUUCAAAGAACCCUGCUUCCCACUUGUCCACCUCUGAUCCCCCUACCCUCACCCCAAGCUGAGGGUCAGGGGAUGAAUAGCCAGUGUCACAGCUCAACUAGGGUAAAGCUGAGGUUCAGAAUGCACUUUACCACUUCAAGCAAUGAUCAGGAUAAUGUGAGGUGGCAUGGAGAAGCAUUCAGUGAGUUGAAAGGAACCACCAGCUCAACCUCAGAUCUGAUUUAGGAUAAAUUUAUCUUCCCUUCCCCACCAACACACCCAAACAUAUCCUGUCCUGGGAAGCUGUUCUGUCACAGAACCUCUCUGGCUUCAAAGAAAGGGGGAAGACAUGGUAAUGUAGGCUAGAUACUCAUCUGCCUAUCUUCUGGUGGACAGUACAGAGACACCCUUCAAUGCUGGGGGAAUAAAACAAGGCCUUGUCAUCACUCCCGUAUGCUUGCCAAACAAUAAAGCACUGUUUCAUAUGAUUGUAGUGCAUGUCCAUUUCAGUGGGUAGAUGUGGAUUUACCACAGGUAUGUAUAAUGCACAAAUGUUCCAUUAUUUGGUGAGUGAUGUCAGGGACACUAGAUUUACAACAGCAAUGUAUAAAUCAAGAGUCAGAAAUACUACAUUGACCAAUAAACAGACAUUUUAAGCUUGGAA
Molecule: messenger RNA, 2952 nt
Organism: Tupaia belangeri chinensis (Chinese tree shrew)
Lineage: Eukaryota; Metazoa; Chordata; Mammalia; Scandentia; Tupaiidae
Gene: TINF2
Product: TERF1 interacting nuclear factor 2
Exons: 9
Coding region: 372-1700 (442 amino acids)
Biological process (GO): regulation of telomere maintenance via telomere lengthening; telomere capping
Cellular component (GO): shelterin complex
Molecular function (GO): telomeric repeat DNA binding
Source: RefSeq, a predicted model, not a curated record